Molecule: messenger RNA, 933 nt
Organism: Hyposmocoma kahamanoa
Lineage: Eukaryota; Metazoa; Arthropoda; Insecta; Lepidoptera; Cosmopterigidae
Product: semaphorin-1A-like
Exons: 5
Coding region: 376-918 (180 amino acids)
Biological process (GO): negative chemotaxis; neural crest cell migration; positive regulation of cell migration
Molecular function (GO): semaphorin receptor binding; chemorepellent activity
Source: RefSeq, a predicted model, not a curated record
CGGCGCGCUAGUGCCCCUGCCAAGCGCGUCGCAACCGAUCGUGUUGUACGCGCAUGUCCCAAACAGCAAAGCCCGUCAGCGCGCUCUAAACACAAACCAAGUCUGUCAGUCCUACUUCAUAACCGGUUUCAAAUCUUGUGAUACCAAAAGUGACACACACUUAUGUUGUGAUUUCUUCGUGCUGAGUGUAUAAUCUGGCUAUGCUACAUAACGAAGUGUAUUUAGCAAUUUGUGGGAAGUGAUUUUGAAUAACUGUCUUCAAGGUGCGAUGAUUUGUGUGACAAAAACCAAUGAUAUUGGAUUGCCUGUGGAUUUAAUUAAACUUGGAUGCAGAGGAAGAUGGCGUACGUAGAAAGGAGGAGAAAUUAAACCAAGAUGGCCGUCGCCCGCGCGGUUCUGGUGUUCUUAGUGUCCACGGCGCAAGCAUGGAUGCCGGAUACCAAUGCACGGAUACACGUGAAAUUCGAUGCUGAAGCACCAGAUGUGUUCCUCGGCCACGCUUACAACUCCACAGAAGAACGUUACUUAAGAAUUUUAGACAAAGACGAUUUUUCUCUUAUAGUCGGUGGCAGGAACACGGUCUACAACCUCAGCCUCUACGACUUGUCAGAGAAUGUAGAUCAGAGAAUAGAAUGGCAGUCAACAGUCGCACACAGGGAAUUGUGCCAGCUGAAAGGCAAAUCCUCAGACGAGUGUCAAAACUACCCUCGCGUAGCAGCGCGAUCACACGGAAGCAUACUGGUGUGUGGGACCAACGCGUACAAACCUCUAUGCAGACGGUAUUCACGACCGCAACCUAAAACACACUUAGAGGAAUUCGACGGCACCGGCCACUGCCCAUACGACCCUACACACAAUUCCACGGCUGUAUUUGUUGGUAAGUACUAUUAUUGCGCUAGAUUUGACCUUUUAACUUAACAAAUUCCUGGGUUC